CGGCCGGGCUCGGAGCCCAGGCGUCGUGGACGUAGGGUGCUGUCGGCCUGGUAACGAAGCCCCUCGGCCGGUGGGCCGGAAGCCAUCGCCUGGCCUUCUGGCGGGAGACGUGUGGGCAGGGACACCUCUCGUCCUGAACUCUGCCUGUUUUGGCGGUUUGGAAAAGCCGAGAAACCGUCCAUGUCUCCACCAAAUUGCUCGUGGAUGAGGUGUCAUGUAGCUUGUCAGGAUGUGGUUUUACAGUAACAAUGAGCGUGGUAGAAUAAAUGGGAAGUGGCAACCUGUUGACAGCGAUACCUGUCAAUAGUAUCAUCCAAUGGACUUGGGUUGCUACCUGGUAGGAAUUUGACUUGCCAUCUUGCAUGCUUGCAUGUACCUGGUUGCUGGAUGCACAGAUGUCCUAUGUAGGGUUGUUGACUUAUGGAAGCCAAUCACUAGGACGGGCCCACCAUCUGCUGGCCCAAACUGGACUCCCUGUCUUGAAAGUGGCUCAGUCCCCACUGUAAGCCACUACUAACCAAAGGGAGUGAAUGGCUAGUGAGUGUGGCCUGUAAGUUCAAAAUACGAGAAUUUGCAGGGUGACAAAGGAAUUGAUGAGGUCAUACUGCCUUUGGGUUGGGCAGGAGGCUGCAGCUGUAGCGUUGGUCACCACAGCUGUAUCUCCACACCAGUCCAGCAAGUAGGAGUUGUCCAGAUGUGUUGGGUAAGCCCCAUGUAACCAGUGUAAGGGUCCAGGGUAGCCAGCUGAGGGCCCGCUGCUUGCUCACAGUCCAAUUGGCAAAGCAAGGUCUGCAUCCACAGGUUCAGUCAGCUGAAGAACAGUGAGGCUGAAGGGCUACCCUUUGACAUCCAUGUGGCCAGGGGACAGGCACUUCUCAGUGCUUGUUGCAGGUUUACCUUGUAGGAAGUAGGAUUUUGACUGGUGUGCCCAGUUUUGGCCUUCUGCCGUCAUCAUUCCCCUCCCAUGUGAUCUCUUCUAGUUUUCACGUCAACUUUCCUUGACAUCUUCCAAGUCUCCAUCUCCAGCGCUGGCCUCCUUUCUGAUCCAUAAGCUCCUGCUUCUAGCUGUUCUUUUCAGCUUUGAUGUGGAUUGCUUUGACACCAAGUAGUCUGACCCAAGCCGAGCUCCUGUUACAGUCCAUGCCAGAACAACCCUUAUGCCUGUCUAAAGUCACCUUGGUGCCUCUCUCAGGCCUUCAUGCGUUUCUCAGCAAGCCUUGCCACCUGUUUCCAACAGCAAACCUUUUCCCAGAAACUGGAACUUAAAGUCCUGGUCCGAGCUACCUGGUGGAAGAGGAAAGGUGCCAGCUACUUUGGCAUGAAGAUAGAGUCACUUAGACGUCAUUCUUUUAAGCUGAGUGCAUUGUGAUUUCCAAUAAUUGAGGCAGUGGUUCUAAAAGCUGUCUACAUUAAUGAAAAGAGCAAUGUGGCCAGCUUGACUAAGCCGCCAGUGUGUGCAGCGCGGGCAGGACGCCACCGGGUUUCGACGGACUUGUGCAUGUUAGCAGUAUAGAUUUAUGUAAGGUGGUUUAAAACUCUGGUGUUUUAAAGUAGUCUUAACUGCUCAUAAUAUGGAGACAUAUGAGAGUCCCUCUCCUCUCCCGCGUGAGCCCGCAGGAGAAGCGAUGAUGGAGAACCGAGCUUGCCCCUUCCAAGUGCUGCCCCAUGAACAGUCUCCACCACCUCCCCUGCAAACGUCCAGUGAUGCAGAGGUAAUGGACGUUGGCUCUGGUGGUGAUGGACAGUCCGAACCUCCUGCCGAGGACCCAUUCAACUUCUACGGAGCUUCUCUUCUCUCCAAAGGAUCCUUCUCUAAGGGCCGCCUCCUCAUAGACCCGAACUGUAGUGGCCACAGCCCGCGCACUGCCCGGCACGCACCCGCAGUCCGGAAGUUCUCCCCUGACCUUAAGUUGCUUAAGGAUGUAAAGAUUAGUGUGAGCUUUACUGAGAGCUGUAGGAGUAAGGACAGGAAGGUGCUGUACACAGGAGUAGAACGCAGCACUCGUGCCGAAUGUAGCCUGCUCCUUAGUCCUGUCAGCGGGGACGUGCAUGCUUGUCCCUUUGGCGGGAGUGUUGGUAAUGGGAUAGGCCUAGGGGGUGAGAGUGCAGAUAAGAAGGAGGAGGAAAAUGAGCUGGAUCAGGAAAAGAGAGUGGAGUAUGCAGUGCUCGAUGAGUUAGAAGAUUUUACUGACAAUUUGGAGCUAGAUGAAGAAGGAACAGGCGGGUUCACGGCUAAAGCAAUCGUUCAAAGAGACAGAGUGGAUGAAGAGGCCUUGAAUUUCUCCUAUGAGGAUGACUUUGACAAUGAUGUGGAUGCUUUGCUAGAAGAAGGUCUUUGUGCUCCCAAGAAGAGGCGAAUGGAGGAAAAAUACGGCGGAGACAGUGAUCAUCCGUCUGAUGGAGAGACAAGUGUGCAGCCAAUGAUGACCAAGAUUAAAACAGUGCUCAAGAGUCGUGGCCGUCCACCUACAGAGCCUCUGCCUGACGGAUGGAUCAUGACUUUUCAUAAUUCUGGAGUCCCUGUAUACCUACACAGAGAGUCUCGAGUGGUCACCUGGUCCAGACCCUACUUCUUGGGAACAGGAAGCAUACGGAAACAUGAUCCUCCUCUAAGCAGUAUCCCCUGUCUGCAUUAUAAGAAAAUGAAGGACAAUGAGGAACGGGAGCAAAACUGUGAUCUCAUGCCCAGUGGGGAGGUGUCACCUGUCAAGCCCCUGGGUCGAUCUGCAGAGUUGGAUUUCCCUUUGGAAGAACCUGACUCCAUGGGUGGAGACUCAGGGUCCCUGGAUGAGAAGGACCCACUAGGGGCUGAGGCAGCCCCUGGAGCCCUGGGACAAGUGAAGGCUAAAGUUGAGGUGUGCAAAGAUGAAUCAGUUGAUCUGGAGGAAUUUCGUACUUACCUGGAGAAGCGUUUUGACUUUGAGCAAGUAACUGUGAAAAAAUUCAGGACUUGGGCUGAGCGGCGCCAGUUCAACCGUGAGAUGAAGCGGAAGCAGGCAGAGUCAGAGAGGCCCAUCCUGCCAGCCAACCAGAAGCUCAUCACUUUAUCUGUGCAAGACGCACCUACAAAGAAAGAAUUCGUCAUCAAUCCCAAUGGGAAGUCUGAGGUCUGCAUCCUGCACGAAUACAUGCAGCGUGUCCUCAAGGUCCGCCCUGUUUAUAAUUUCUUUGAAUGUGAGAAUCCAAGUGAGCCUUUUGGUGCCUCGGUGACCAUUGAUGGUGUGACUUACGGAUCUGGAACUGCAAGCAGCAAAAAACUUGCGAAGAAUAAAGCUGCCCGAGCCACACUGGAAAUUCUCAUCCCUGACUUUGUUAAACAGACCUCUGAGGAGAAGCCCAAAGACAGUGAGGAACUGGAGUAUUUUAACCACAUCAGUAUUGAGGAUUCACGAGUCUACGAGCUGACCAGCAAGGCCGGGCUGUUGUCUCCGUAUCAGAUCCUCCAUGAGUGCCUUAAAAGAAACCAUGGAAUGGGUGACACAUCCAUCAAGUUUGAAGUGGUUCCUGGGAAAAACCAGAAGAGUGAAUAUGUCAUGGCAUGCGGCAAACACACAGUGCGCGGGUGGUGUAAGAAUAAACGAGUUGGGAAACAAUUAGCCUCUCAGAAAAUCCUUCAGCUGCUGCACCCACAUGUCAAGAACUGGGGGUCCUUACUGCGCAUGUAUGGCCGUGAGAGCAGCAAAAUGGUGAAGCAGGAGACCUCUGACAAGAGUGUGAUAGAGCUACAGCAGUAUGCCAAGAAGAACAGGCCCAACCUUCACAUCCUGAGCAAGCUGCAAGAGGAGAUGAAGAGGCUGGCUGCAGAGCGGGAGGAGACUCGGAAGAAGCCCAAGAUGUCAAUUGUUGCAUCUGCCCAGCCUGGAGGUGAGCCCUUGUGCACAGUGGAUGUAUGAGGUAGGCGGCAUGGGCCAACAGUGCUACCCAGGAGACCAUCAGCCACACAUCAUCACUGCAGCACCAGGCCUCCAACCUAAGUUCCUUUCCUAUGGCAGUGUCGGCUCUACUCUGGCACACGGGGACAGCUGUGACAACACAGCACACAUGCAAAGAAGCAGUUCUUCUGGAAGCUGCUCUGUGUGACUUGACAUAUUAAGGAUCAGCUAUAAGUAACUACACAAGUGGAAGCUGAUAGACAGCUGUAGAUCCUGCUUGUACGUAUCUGCUGCGGACUGUUUUUAUGAAGGUUUUCAUGAAUUUUAGUACACUAUAUGCACUGACAAGAAGUGAUGCUUGGUUGAUAGAUGAGAUGACCAGGAUUUAUAGCUUCCGCUGGCCUAUGAUGCCUUUGCUCAUAGUUCCUUCUUAUGGAGCCACUGAGACCUGGUCAGAAGGUGCAGGUAUCCUGUCCUGUAGUAUUACCUGCUUUGUGUGUUUCCCAUUUUCCUCUGAAAAAGUUAUAAUAGAAAGGAUUAUUUCAGGCUAUUUUGGCUUAAAAUAAAACAAAAUUUUAGCAACGGAA
Messenger RNA from Peromyscus eremicus (cactus mouse), 4459 nucleotides. It is a transcript of the gene Dgcr8, whose product is annotated as DGCR8 microprocessor complex subunit. NCBI's taxonomy places the organism in Eukaryota, Metazoa, Chordata, Mammalia, Rodentia, Cricetidae. Bases 1572 to 3893 code for a protein of 773 amino acids. Gene Ontology annotation, biological process: primary miRNA processing. The record is from RefSeq and is a predicted model, not a curated record. Gene Ontology annotation, cellular component: microprocessor complex. The transcript is spliced from 14 exons. Gene Ontology annotation, molecular function: primary miRNA binding; double-stranded RNA binding; heme binding.